Microcebus murinus (gray mouse lemur) is the source of this 1307-nucleotide messenger RNA. Its product is annotated as serine protease 55. The record is from RefSeq and is a predicted model, not a curated record. Gene Ontology annotation, molecular function: serine-type endopeptidase activity. Gene Ontology annotation, biological process: proteolysis. Lineage: Eukaryota; Metazoa; Chordata; Mammalia; Primates; Cheirogaleidae.
CUGGAUCUUCCUGGGCGUGUCCCUCGAGUGCCAUGAGCAGUGUGAUUAAAAGCUGGAGCAUCUUCUUGUCAUUCCAGCCCAGAAUUGCCCAAUCUUUGCCUCCGGCCAAAGGUGAUAAAAUGCCAGGUGCGGCUGCUUUGGGUGGGGGGUGCACAUCACAAAUGUGUGGCAGAGCCGGCCAGGUGACAUCACAGAGAGCAGGGCGGGGCACGGGACGCAGGGCAGUCAGGCCCGGUCCGUCCAGCGCUCCCCCUGCAGUGGUGGCUGACGGGACGCCCUCAAAGGGCCGUGCCAGGCUGCGGUUUGUCUGCACACUCCCCUCCCGCCACCCACGCAAGCAUCUGCUCCAAUUACAGAGCUCGGGGUGUCUGGGAUGCGGCGAGAGACCCACCUACGAGGGAAGAACCCGGUACUCCCGGAUCAUAGCGGGGCUGGAGGCAGAGGUGGGCGAGUUCCCGUGGCAGGUGAGCAUUCAGGCAGAAAACCAGCAUUUCUGUGGCGGCGCCAUCCUGGACAAGUGGUGGAUCCUCACGGCAGCUCACUGCAUGACGAUGACGAUCCCCAUCUCACCUGUGGAUCUGAACGUCGUGGUGGGGACCAACGACUUAACCAGCUCUCACGUGGAGGUAAAGCGGGUGGCCGCCAUUAUUCUCCACAAGGACUUUAAAAAAGCCAACAUGGUCAACGACAUCGCCUUGCUCCUGCUGGCCACACCGAUCGCGUUCAGUGACCUGAAGGUGCCCAUCUGCCUGCCCAUGGCGUCCGGCCCCUCCAAGUGGCACCAGUGCUGGGUGGCAGGAUGGGGCCAGACCAACCCUGUCGACAAAAACUCCAUGCAGACAGACCUGAUGAAAGUGCCGAUGAUCAUCACGGACUGGGAGAAGUGUGCAAAGGAUUUCCCCCAACUUGGCAGAAACAUGCUGUGCGCCGGGUACAAGAACGAGAGCUACGACGCCUGCCAGGGUGACAGUGGGGGGCCUCUGGUCUGCACCCCGGAGCCUGGUGGAAAGUGGUACCAGGUCGGCAUUAUCAGCUGGGGCAGGAGCUGUGGCCAGAAGGGGACCUCGGGGGUAUACACCAACGUGGCCACCUACAGCGUCUGGAUCAAUAAGGUGACCCAGAAUGAAGGAAGGCCCUUGGAGACCCUGGAAAUGAGGGGCCUGAAGCAGAGAGCAACCAGCCCCCGAGCCUCGAGACCCCCGGAGCCAGGAAGCCCCCAGUUCUGGCUCUGGCUCUGCCUCCCAUCCUAUGUGUUAUAUAGAGCUAUUUUCUACCAAAAAUAAAACAGAUUCUAUUUUUGAACCCUA